Molecule: messenger RNA, 2635 nt
Organism: Lineus longissimus
Lineage: Eukaryota; Metazoa; Nemertea; Pilidiophora; Heteronemertea; Lineidae
Product: tubulin-specific chaperone cofactor E-like protein
Exons: 8
Coding region: 70-1968 (632 amino acids)
Molecular function (GO): protein binding
Source: RefSeq, a predicted model, not a curated record
UCAGGGCCAGAACUGAUUAUGUUUUUGAUGUGUUGAAAUCCGAAUACUUUGGCCAUUAUUCUGUGAACGAUGGAUCAGGCAGUGGCCACGUCUUCUAAAAGGUUUGAUGUACCAAAUAAACCCUGCAACAAACGCAGACGUUCGUUCACAGAGGCUCUGAAGGAAAAAUAUUGCACAGAGGAAAACUGGGACACUGAUGGCUUCUCCAUUCAAAUCGUGCUUCAUGGACCACCAAGAAACAAAGAGGGGGGAGCUGAGCUAGGCUUCCUUACAAAUGUGGUUCUCGACAGAGGUUUUAUCUCCCACGCCGGAAUUCCCGCUGGUGGCCUCGUCUCUCUCUGCCCAAAUGUCGUUGAUCUCGAUCUUGCAAGCAACCUCAUUGAAAGCUGGGAGGAAAUCCUACCAAUACUAUUGGAACUUCGUCACCUGAAGUUUGUGAAUCUUGCGAGGAACCCAUUCAAAGAUACAGAGGUUCUAAAACAUUGGAAGGAAGAUCUACCAAGCAUUGAGAACCUGGUGCUGAACAACACAGGACUAGCUUGGGAUGAUGUGACUAGACUUGCUCAGUUCAUGCCCCACCUGAAGGAGCUUCACGUCUGUAAAAACGGGUACAGCAAAUUGUCAAAAGAACGACUUGGUGUUCUAAGGAACUUGGAAUGUCUUCGUUUGAAUGAGAACCGCAUAACAAGAUGGGAAGAAGUUUGGAAGCUUCGUUCUCUGCCAAAGCUUUCCUCCCUUAUCUUAUCAGGGAAUCCCCUUCUUGAGAUAUUCUACCGCGAAUCCGACUCCGAGCGUUCAGGUGACACAGAAUCAACCAAUCAGGGUCCAGGACCCUCUAAAGGCGACCUUGAAACGGAUAUUGAAAACAGAAAUGGUCGAAGUAUCUCUGAGAGUUCUGUCAGUAGCAUCGAGAAUGAGAUCAGAGAUAUUGAGUUGAAUUUUGACGAUUCUGACGGUGAUAAUGACACUAUUCAGAAUGAAGAAGAUAAUGCGGAACAAAGUUUUGAUGAUUUGGACGAUUCGAAUAUAACAGAACAAUGCAAUAGUUUUGUUGAGGAUGUCAUGUUGAAGGUCAUAGGGAGAAUGUUGGAUAAUGAUCAGGACAAGAAUGAUCUUGACCCCUGUGAAGGUCAAGCUGGAGGUCAAGGCCCUGAAAGAAGCAACCUCGAGAAUGCAGGUGACCAGGGGUCAAAUUCACAUCAAAAUGGGAACUUCAAAACUGACCGAGAAAAUCAACAAACUGACGUAAAUUGUGAUCAGUCACAUAACAGUAACAACCAUAACCAAGUGAGGAUGAGUGAUGUUCCGUUUUCGGAACUGAGGGUUCUGUGUGUGAGUGAGACUCUGCUCAGUAAAUGGAAUGAUCUGGAGGCGUUGGCAAAGUUCCCAAAGUUACAACAGCUCAGAGUCAAGGACGUGUCUUUGCUCUGCCAUGUCCCUAUGGAAGAGAGAAGGAAGCUCUUUCUAGCAAGUUUACCAAAGAUCACCAGUCUUAAUGGAAGUGAGGUGACGGAGAGCGAACGAGACAAAUCAGAAAGACACUUCCUGCGCUAUUUUGCCAAAAUGAAACAUAAAACUGAGCGAUAUGCUGAACUAGUUGACAAACAUGGUAGACUAAAGCCCUUGAAAGAAGUGGAUAUAGGGUUUGGAUUCCAGGAGUGGGCUAGGAUGACGAUCGUCUAUAAAGGCAUCAAGAUGUGUGAGGAGAGUAUACAUGUGGUGGAGCCAAUCGGGAUACUAAGGAGGUUCAUUUCAAAGAAGCUGUCUCUACCCGUAGGGUCUUUUAGAAUCUUGCACUACCCCUGUGGCGAGGGCCAUAAGAAUCUGGACCCAGACGUGGAGGAAUUACGCCUCGACUCGCUACCUAUGAGCCGAUUUGAUUUCAUGGAUGGGGAUGAGAUUCACGUUGAUGAAAGCAUCCCAACCCGCCCAAAGAUUAAGAGAAGUAACGAAACAUCCAAGCGAUGAGACGAAAAGGACCAAAAUAUAGUAAAUAUUUUUCAGGCACCUCUGCAUUAGGAGUACCAUUUGCAGAAAAAACAUGUAUCUUACCUGCAAUGCCGCCAUUCUGCAUAAGCAGUGGAUUAAGACAGUUUCGGAUCAUAGGAAUAAUGGUUUGGGAUAAAGUCAUAAAUCAAUAUAUAGUGGUUGUUGUUUUAAGAAUAUUUUGUGUUUUGGUUUCUGUGUCGUGAGUGUCUUCCCACCAUAUUUUUUCUGAGCUGCUAACUUUGACAUGAAGGUGCUGUUAUUAACAUUUAUUCAAGUGGGACUGAACAGUUGACUGCCAGUCCAGAGUGGCUAACUGGUGUCAACAGCUUAACUGAGUCGUUUGAAUGCAUAAAGCCGUAUACACACAGGGUGAACCAGUUUUUAGAGCAUUUAGGUGAUAGGUGUUCAUAGUCUGUAAAAACUCCAGCUGUAAAAUGUUGCUAAAUCUUGCAUUUGAUUGAUCUCUAAAUAACAAUGUUGUGUCAGUUUAGGCUAGGGGACAAAAUAUACAUAUGUAGAUAUCUGAAUUUGAGACGGCUAGGUCCCGUACUAAUAUGUACUGUACAUGAAGUACUACUUUUUAUGAUGACGGGGGGGGGGGGGGGAAUUGGGUGUUCAAACUACACUAUGUUGUCCCAAAAGGUUU